Molecule: messenger RNA, 1416 nt
Organism: Diceros bicornis minor
Lineage: Eukaryota; Metazoa; Chordata; Mammalia; Perissodactyla; Rhinocerotidae
Product: ral guanine nucleotide dissociation stimulator-like 3
Exons: 6
Coding region: 573-950 (125 amino acids)
Biological process (GO): small GTPase-mediated signal transduction
Molecular function (GO): guanyl-nucleotide exchange factor activity
Source: RefSeq, a predicted model, not a curated record
AACUGGGGAGUGGAGACCCCAGUGACCAACAGGAGAGCCCCCUCCCAGUACCAUGAGACCUUAGCGCUCAGAGGAGCCCAGUGAGAACACUCCUUCAGGCCGUUUGAAUCUCUCGGGUUUGCAAAGAAAAGGGAUUUGCAUUCAGACCCCUCACAUUAUUCCUAAAUUUAUCCCUCGUUCUUUCCCCUCCCCUGAGAGAGAGCCCUGAAAAUCUUAAGGAACUCAAUAGUCAAGACAAGUCCUUGAGCAGAGAACUGAUGAUCAAGAUUAACAAGCAGAGGGAUCUGUUCUGCCCAUGGGCAGGUGGGGUGCCGUUUGUGGGCGGGAGGCCCUGGUCAUGGGACACAAUGGUGUUGGCUGGGCUGUUCCAGGAGGAGUUGCCGAGCUGGCGCCAUCAACAGGUCUCUGGCUUCCAUGUAUGUCCAUCCUGCUGGAUGUAGCUUCUUCCAGGCUGUUGGGUGGUUGGGGUGGGUUUAGCCCUCAGCCUAAACCUAUCCUCAGGAAGCCAGGACCCUGCUGCUCCUUCUAUCUUCACCACAUCUCCAAGGGGCUGCAUCCUGCCUGCCCCAGUGAUGUGCGUGGCAGAGGAUUCCCAUGGCCCAGGUGGAAAAACAGGCUGCUCAUCCUCAGGAGGGGCCCUCCACGUUUGCUCCCCCAGAGAGCAACCCCCAGAGAGUGCAGGAGAAGCAGCAGCAGCGGCAGGAAUACCGAGUCAUGAGGGAGAUCCUGCUGCUCCAGGAGGCUGCAAAGAAUUACAAGCUAGAGCCCGAGGGAGCGAUUUGGGGCCUCGUUCCAGGACAUGGAGUUGCUCAAUGAGAAUGAGAGCUACACCUUGUCCUGCCAGCCAGAGCGCUAGACCUAGUUGGCCUGCAGAGUACGCAAGGCCAAGAAGAACCGGCCAUCAUCAAGGUCAGGGGGAGACUGAGAUCUCAAAAUUAUCAAGAAGCUGAAGCUCCCCAACUCCCGCUUCCUGGCGCCGAAUCCACCAUUCAUCACAGGGACAGACAAACAGAGGACACCUGCAGCUCCCCUAACUCAGCUAAACGCAGGCUGAUGGGAGGACGCCGAACUGCAAAGCCGCAGCUCCCCUCCCCCACCUAAAACCUUGUAAACUGUAAUCGUUAAUUGGCAGCAGUUGCCGUCCACACCCCAAGGCCAAAUUUCUGGUGAUGAGAGAAGAUUGGUUGAUGGAGCCCUAGAUCUCCCGCUGUAGAUAGAGAUGACAGCCGGCUUGGCGCCAGAAGACUGGGAUCACUCCUCCAACAAAUAAUCAGUCACCAAGGAUAUAUUAUUUCCCACAGACUUUCCUUUAAAAGCCUCAACUCCUAAUGCCUCAGGAGGACUGUGGAUUUUGGGGCAUGUGCCCACUACAGCCUCAUUUUGCUGGCAAAAUUAAACCACUUUUCUUUUCCUCGG